Schistocerca americana (American grasshopper) is the source of this 2348-nucleotide messenger RNA. RefSeq names its product zinc finger protein 555-like. Gene Ontology annotation, cellular component: nucleus. The record is from RefSeq and is a predicted model, not a curated record. The transcript has 6 exons. Bases 636 to 896 code for a protein of 86 amino acids. Lineage: Eukaryota; Metazoa; Arthropoda; Insecta; Orthoptera; Acrididae. Gene Ontology annotation, biological process: regulation of transcription by RNA polymerase II. Gene Ontology annotation, molecular function: RNA polymerase II cis-regulatory region sequence-specific DNA binding; DNA-binding transcription factor activity, RNA polymerase II-specific.
UACUGCGCACAUUUGAACGUGAUUUUAUUUCGUAUGUAAUGGACUGUGGUUAAAUCAGAUUUGCCGCCUUCGGUUAUCGUUCGGUAAGGCUUGCUAAUUCCGUAUAUAAUCCUGUCGGGCUACGAUUAUCACAACAAAAUACCUGUGUUAUUUUGUAAGGGGAAGUAGAUAAUUUUUCAACAAGGAUGUUAGCGUGUAUUUUUUGUAGACAAUAACCUGGUUGUGAUGGCAGAACGAUCAAUACCUGUGCCCGAUUGAAGGUAAUCAAUAACACGUUAUAGUCGCCAUAUUAUUUAUGGCGUUUGUCGCAUAUUUCGUAUGUCACUGGUCGAAGCCGACGAGUCAUAUCGAACAUUCCUGCCUCUCCCAGUGUUCGUCAAUUAUGACGAUGUCAGGUCGACAUGUUAUAUAGCUUCUUGUGAAAUGGUCGCGAUUUUUUGCCUGUUCGAUUAACUAACUACAUGUAUCUUCCGUUGCUUCGCGACACAACCGGCACAGACUGUCAUUUGUUGUGGAAGUUACCGGAGAAUUUGCUCUACGCCGCGAAUUGCAGCUAAAGUGGGACUUAGGACUGCAAUUGUGGAGGAAAAAAUAAGUGGAUAAAAAAAGAGGAAAAAAGUACUGAAGCACACUCCAUGGGUUUGAAGGAUUCCACAAAGGCAGUGCUGGAUGCCAUACUGGAAGCAGAAAGUGAUUGCUGCCCACCACCUUCGCUGGUGCCGAGGGAAGAUGUGGAGUCCAUGGAGAGUGAAGUGCAGAAUGACAUGAAGCCAGUGUUUGCAUUGUUGGUUCCUCUUACACCCAGUGAAGAACCAGUGCUGGAGACUUACCCUCAGCUGGAAGACUACGGGAAGGUUACAUACCUCGAAUCAUCAAAGAAGAGGAGGAAAGAUUAAAAGGAGCCGUGAAAGACGAAAGAGUUUAAAUUCUUUGUGAUGAACCGACAGACAGAAAAGGGCAGUGUGUGUUCGUGGUUCUGAUAAAAGUACUUAGUUGUGGCGAUGGUGUAGUUCAGAAAUUAUUUGUCGGGGGAGUGAAAGUUAUUGAAAAUGCAAAUACUACAGAAUGUGCACAAGCAAUUAUGAGUGUAAUACAGAAACUUGAAAUUCAGUACAUAAAUGUAGUUUCUAUAACUUCAGAUUCAGCACGUUAUAUGGGCAAGUCUAUAAAAGCAGUUAGGGUUUUAGUUUCAGAAGGGUUAGUACACACACAAUGCUGGGCUCAUAAAUUAAAUUUGGUUGGCAAUGUGUGGGCUGUGGAACUUUGUGAUUUGAACCAUUGUGUUUUGCAGACAAAACACAUCUUCCUUAAUACCCAAAAGAGAAAGUAUGCAUACAUUCAGUUCUUAGCUCAGAAAUAUGUAGGUGUACACACAAAAGCUAAACUUUUCCCUAUUCCUGUCAUCACCAGGUGGAACUCUUGGUUUGAAAGUGUCGAGUACUUUGGAGAAUAUCCCUGUGAUAUAGUAGAAUUUGUUGAAACUGUUGAAGAUGAGAGUGUAGCUGUCAAUUAUUUUAAAGCUUUGACUUCUGCUGAAGCAAAAAAAAAUCAAUGCCUAGCAAUUUUUCUUGUUGAGCACUGCUCAAAAUGUUGCAAUUUGCUGCUGAUAUUAGAGGGCUCCAAGAUGCCGUUCAUUCAUCUUCUGCAGUCUAAGCUUGAUGACCUUGCAAAGAGCUUUAAGUUACUAGAGGAUGCUUUUUUAUUCCGAGACAACCUCGGAAAAACUUCUUAAACUGCCAGAGCAUAUGCAAUUACAGUUAACAUCACCCUUCCAGUCUGUAUGUAGAGCAAGUCUUACAAAACUGAACCACUUGAUGAAGUGUGAUACAGGAAAAAUUAUCAUUUCUUCUACAGGUAAAUUGUUUGAUCUGAGAAACAUAAUAAAAGGCAAUUUAGACAGUGCUGAAAUCUCUCAGCUGAUAAAGAAAAUUCCCAUUCUACAAGAACUUCCAACGUCAGAAUUUCUUGUACCAUACACAUUGUUUAGGGGUUUAGUAGCCAGUUCUUGUCGAGAAGGUAAAGAUGUUGAUGUGAUUGGUAUUCUUCUUUCCCUGAAAGCAGAGUACGGACUUUUUGUGGAAGCUGCAGUGAAGGCUUUGUAGAUCCCAGUCAGUAAUGUUGAUAGUGAGAGAUCAUUUUCUAGAUAUUGCAAUAUAAUGUCUGACAGGAGAACAGCUCUGACUCCCGGUAAUAUGGAAGUCAUGGUAUCCUUGUCUUUCUCAGACUGACUUGAGUGUUGUGUACGUACACUAGGACAGGAUAAAUGUUUUCCAAACUUUCAUGAUUUGGUAUUUGUGUUUUAAUAAGAUUUAUAAUUUUUAUGCUUUUUCAAUUUAUGUAAAAUAAAA